UGAGUGGUGCAUUCUGCAACAGCUUUCACAUGAGAAAGACUGUGAGACACACUGUGCGAAUGGAUUUAGGCUGGAGCCGAGCAGACCGCUUUCUAUGAAAAUACGCGAACUAAAUUGUCUCGUAAUGGAUUCAAACAGACAAGUUUGCAACUGGAUCUCUUAUACCGUGCUUCUUUUUGGAUACAUGACUGCGGCCAUACUUCCUGGAAAGAAUCCGACAAUUGGCUUCAACCUUGAAUGUACGUACGACUUUGACCAGGUGAUGCAGUGUGAGCUGGAGCUGCAAAACUGCACUGAGUACAGCAUGACUCUCCAAGUCCAAGACAAGUAUGCCCGUGAGGAGAACUGCGCUGUACAACAGUGUGGCAUUGGAAAGUGUUGUUGCUCCUUCAAACUGAUGCGUGUGUUAGGAGAAGCUCUCACAGCAAAAGUCUGGAAAGAUGGCAACAUCAUGGAGUCAAAAGCUAUCAAUGUCAUGGAGAGCAUAAAACCAAAAACUCCAACAAUCAAAUCAGUCAAUGAACUCGAAGGGAAUUUUGAAGUCAAGUGGACGUCAAACAUGAAGGGAUUUUUAAACAAUGAAAUGACUGCUGUGGUGACUUACUAUAAAAAAGGAGAAACAGAAAAGACAUCUGGACCUUUCAAACCAGCCACAGUUGAUGAACUAAAUUACUAUGUAAUAAAAGGUCAAGACCUGGAUCCCAGUUCAGCAUAUGUGGUCAGUGUGAAAAGCUUCUUAAGUCUGAGUGGCAAGUUCAGUGACAGUAGCAAAGAGUGGGAAUUUCAAACAGGUCCUUCCCGCCACAACCUGAUGUUGGUUAUCAUUAUCACCCUCAGCAUUGCUGCAGUCAUCCUCAGCGUUGCUAAAUAUGGCUGUUAUGCAAAGUUGAGAAAAAUCUAUUACGAUGCAGUUCCGAAAACUACAAAUCCCUCUUUUCUUAAUAUUAAUCCAAGUGAGCAGAAGGUGAGACAGGUCUUGAAACUUGAACCCAUCAUUACCAUCCCCAUACAUGUUGAGACCCUUAUUCCAGAUGACAGUGAACUGGGGUCGAAGAUGUCAUUGACAGACACAAGCUGUGGAAGCCUUCAGCAAAGCAGUGGGGUCCGCACGGGUUCCUCUGAUCUAAGUUAUACAAAUACUGAAAGCCCCGUUGCUGUGAAUGGAGAAUCUUCUAUUGCUAAAGCUGCUAAGAAUGAGCUCUGUAAAAUAUUCCCAAAUAUUUGCCCAAUAUUACCAGUGAGCACCAGUCUCCCAACACAGUCAAACAAUACACAAGGAAGUGAAUUAUUCUCUGAAACAAGUUCUGGAGUAUCUGCAUUUGAAAAUAAAACCUAUCACUUCCUUCUUCCUGGCUGUUUACAUCAGACUAUGACAGACAACUUAAACACCCAGGGGACGGCUGAAAUGCUUUGUGACUCUAUUUACCAUCCCAGUAACAGUGGAAUGGAGAGAUGUUCGGAUCACCAGAUACCAGCUUGUCAAGUUCCUGCACAACUAAGUGGUAUUUCACCAUCAGUGGUUUCACCUCUUCUAUCAACAGACAUGUCCUAUCAUGAGGUCCCCAUAUGUGUGCCGAUAGGGUCACACAGUUUUCUUGCAGUGGAUGACGACUAUCAGGAAAUUCCAAGUUUGGUGAGGCAGCCUGAUGCUUCGCUUUUAGAGCACAGAAAUACUGAGCAUAAGGAACAUUUGGACAAGUCGGAGGAGGAGUCACUUAGAAACAGCCCUGAAAGCAUCUUAAGCCCAGUUGUUCCAGUUCAGGAUGGGCAGCGUGUCUCUGAACUCCAAGUACCCACCUGUUUUAUAUCUACUAACUGCUCUGUACCAAUAAUCACAGAGAGUGGCUAUCAAAGUGUGUAGUGUUGUGACCAUAACUUCAGUUUUAGCUCUUUCUAAUACAUGGAUGCAUGAAAAUGAUCUCAUGAUAACUGUUUCUUAUAGAAUAUGAUCCUGCUGUCAUUUGGAAAUUAUUCUAUAUAGUAAGUCAAAGAUUUGCACUGUGAGAACACUUAGGUUCAGCAUAUAUAAAAUGUACUCAUAACAAACAUUAUUUUAUUUAUUUAACUUUGAUUUCCCCAGUUUAGUCCCAUUGAGACCAAAGAUCUCUUUUACAAGGGAGACCCGACCCUUAAAGGUCUGACUGAAUUUAACUUGACCGGUGGAUUUGAGGGGUGAGCACAGGAGGUAGAGCAGGUCAUCUACUAAUGUAAGGUUACUUCAGUCUGCAUGCCAAUAUAUCCUUGGGCAAGUUUCUGAAUGCAUUCACCAGAGGGUAAAUCUUAAUCCUAAUCCUAUUUUGACUUUUGCGAUAAAUCUACUUCAUACAUGACGCUGGAACUAGAAACUCCAUUUAUCCCUACACCACAGCCUUCCACACCAUUCAGGUCGUUGUGGUACGUGUCGACUGAACAGUGGUUAUUUUUCUCGGGAAGUGCACGUCAGUUACGUAGAAGGUUGUUGUGUAGGUUUGAAAUGGGCUUUCAGUUAUGGUGUACGAUCUCAAAUAAAAACAAACUGUGAUAUUUAGGGUAUAAGUGAUGUACAUGUUGCCAUUAGAAUGCUUUUCAAUCAAAGUGAAUUACCCUGGGCUCUGUUUGUUUCAAAGAAACAUUGCUGAAGAAUUUUCAGAUAUUAUAUGGCUAUAAUUAUAACCGUAAUUUAUUAAGUGUUUGUUUUCAACAAAUGUUUAGGAAAAAAGUUUUAUUUGUCAUGU
Molecule: messenger RNA, 2714 nt
Organism: Pundamilia nyererei
Lineage: Eukaryota; Metazoa; Chordata; Actinopteri; Cichliformes; Cichlidae
Exons: 10
Coding region: 95-1861 (588 amino acids)
Biological process (GO): cytokine-mediated signaling pathway; immunoglobulin mediated immune response
Cellular component (GO): external side of plasma membrane
Molecular function (GO): cytokine receptor activity; protein binding
Source: RefSeq, a predicted model, not a curated record